Messenger RNA from Spirodela intermedia, 1094 nucleotides. The record is from the annotation of a GenBank genome assembly. NCBI's taxonomy places the organism in Eukaryota, Viridiplantae, Streptophyta, Magnoliopsida, Alismatales, Araceae.
AUGGUGGAAUUUGCCGGUGGUGUGAAAGGAAUAACGUUAAAUCUUGAGAAUGAGAAUGUACAUAUUGUUGUCUUUGGUAGUGAUAUUGCUAUUAAAGAAGGAGAUCUUGUCAAGUGCACAAGAUCUAUUGUGGAUGUCCCUGUGGGAAAGGUACGGACAGCUGUGGAGACUACACUAAAUUAAGGUAUGGACUUCAUCUCUUCACCUAACUAAAACUUCCGCUGAGUCUAAAGAGGCUCAGGUGCAGAGCCUUCCACUGUGGACCGACAAAGUUAGAACACCAUAGAAACUUAGCGGACUUUUUCAUAAACCUUGAUUUUGCUAUGCUCAAUAAGAACCCAACUGAAAUCAGUUCACGUUCUGCUUCCAAAGUAAGUUGUCUUUGCCCAACUGUGAACUGCAGACAACUCUUCAGUAUUUUUUUCAUUCUAUGUUCUAUCAUCUUAGUCGAAUUAGCCAUAACUAAUUUUGUUCUCUCCUUACAUAAUAAAACUUAUUCAUGGGAUGAGAUAAGUUCUAUAUUUGGAAUUUAACCUACUAAUGUUUAAGAAUCGUGAUUCAAGGCAGCUAUCACUAUUUGAAUGUUAACUAAAUUUGUUACAUGUGAAUCAUAUGAAUCUAAUUCAUUUACUAUACUUUUCAAUGAACUAAAAUAUUGAGUAACUAUCAUUAUUUAUCAUUUAAAUCACAGAUAUAAUUAUUCAAUUGAUAAUAACAGCUCAUAUCUUGCCUUUGAUCAUACAUUACUUAUAAUAUUCUCCACAUCUUAUGACUAGUCUUUUUAUGUAAAAUCACUUAUUGCAAUUUGUGACAAUUAAAUUCAAGAGUCAUAACAUAACUAAGUUAUUUUCAAAAGACCAGAUUUUAUAAUUUUUAUCCAUAAUGAGAUUGUUUACAUUAAUAUCAUAAUAUAUUCAAUCUUCUCACAUGAUCCAAUAUAUAAUUGUGUUCUAGUGGUGCAAGUUGAAAAUUUAUAUUUGGUUAACUUUUAGGAGUAAUUUGUAAAUGUGAUUUAUACAUUGUUGAUUCAUCUCUCUUCAUAGAUAAUUCUAAUAUAAGAGUGGUGGAGCUCACUGAGAAGUAGGAAGAGUUAG